Molecule: messenger RNA, 1439 nt
Organism: Hermetia illucens (black soldier fly)
Lineage: Eukaryota; Metazoa; Arthropoda; Insecta; Diptera; Stratiomyidae
Gene: ND-42
Product: NADH dehydrogenase [ubiquinone] 1 alpha subcomplex subunit 10, mitochondrial
Exons: 4
Coding region: 145-1356 (403 amino acids)
Biological process (GO): mitochondrial electron transport, NADH to ubiquinone
Cellular component (GO): cytoplasm
Source: RefSeq, a predicted model, not a curated record
CGCCGCUCGUAUCAACACCUCCUAUUCUAGUAACGUCAACUCAACUGACAGCUCUUGCAAUCAGCUGUCAAGUACAGAAUAUUUUCAUCCGGCGAUACACUUAGAUUGUGGAGCAGCUUUCGCUUCCAUUCCCUGAAUUCCAGAAUGGCGAGCAUAAUUCGUGUAGGCAUUGUUGGGGUGCUAGGACGCCAACAAGCUGCGGCCCUCCUGACACAAGCCAGCGCACCGUCGAUGAUGCAGAAAUGUAACAUUUCCAGCAAAUCUGUCCGCGCCGGAGCAAGCGCUAAGAAACCUAAACCUUAUCCAUAUCGGGAGAAGGGAUACGGCUUGCUUCAAGCCAUGUUGGAUAAGACUACGAAGCGCUUAGACGAGAACUCGAAACUAAUCGUCGUAGAAGGUCCCAUCGCCGCCGGCAAGUCCAAGUUCGCCAAGGAACUCGCUGAUGAGCUGGAAAUGUUGUAUGUUCCGCAAAAGAACUUGGACUUGUUCUUCAUCAACGAAUACGGCUAUGACAUGAGGAAGCUGGACAGCCAGCUACCAGAGAGCUGUAGAAGCUUCGACAUCACCAACUUUUGCCGCGAUCCCAAGAAUCGGUUGGUCGCUGGUUUCCAGUUGCGCAUGUACCAGCAGCGCUACUCCGAUUAUGUUGAUGCCUUGGCGCAUAUCCUGUCCACUGGACAAGGAGUCGUGAUGAACCGUUGUGCGUACUCAGACAUGGUGUUCUUAGAAGCAAUGUUCAAGCACGGCUACGUCUCCAAGGGUGCUCGCAGCUACUACCACGAGGUCCGCGAAAACACAAUUUCUGAAUUGCUGAAGCCGCAUUUGGUCAUCUAUUUAGACGUUCCCGUAAAUAUUGUCAAGGAUCGCAUUCGUGCCCGGAACAACGACUACGAAACUAAGUCUCCCGCUCUCACCGAUGAAUAUUUGAACGACGUGGAACAGAUUUAUAAGCAGCAAUACCUGAAGGAUAUCAGCACCCACGCCGAGCUGCUCGUGUACGAUUGGUCUGCGGGUGGCGAGACGGAAAUCGUAGUCGAGGACAUUGAGCGAAUCGACUUCCUCAAGUUCGAGGAAGACAAGCAUAACAAGAAGAUGAAGGACUGGCGCUUCCCUAAAGAAUGGGACUGGUGCGAGGCUCGCAUGCUAUUCGCCCAUCAGAAGCACGAACUGAUGAACUAUUUCAAUGUGCCACGGUACGAUGUGCCUGAACUGCUGCGCAGCCCCGAGGAUUCGAAGAUUUGGCGUGAAGUUUGGUACAAUGCCCCAGGAAUGAAAUACGAUUAUGGAUACAAUGAAGACAUGGGAGACAGCGGACUCCUGACGAAAACGAAAGCUCGCCCACGUAUCGUUAGCUAAAUGAGAGUAAUUUAUGUGUAAUUGUUUUGCCGCCUGUUUCUAUUCCGUUCUCUGAUAUUCUAUUAAAUAGGGAACAGAAUGAA